UUAGCUUCAUCUUCUAAUUUUCUGAGCUUCUCCACUAAAUAUCAGAAAGCAAAUUUUUGUACUAUCCCUCUGUGAAGCACCAAGUCAUCGAAAUUUUGAUCAUAAUUAUUGAAAAUCCCCUCCAUUUUGCCAAAUCCUGAGAUAAGUAGCCGCAUAGGGUUGUAUAGGACGAUAUAUCUCUUUUUAGGAUAUAAUAAAACUUAUGGCAAAUUGCUUAUCCAGAACUUUCCGGAAAAUAUUUCGGAUUUUAACUAAUUAUUAACAUUUUCAAACAAAGAUGCUUAAUCUACCAAUAGCCCCAAUGAGGAGAAAACUACGCAAGAGAGACCUGAAAAGGCAUUAUUACAAAGACCGCGAAACCCAAUAUAAUAGAAACAAGCAAAGCCAUGCCGAUUACAUCAGCUCAGUAAUUAGUGAAGAUAAAUGGACACAGCAAGAACAUCAGCUUUUCAUUGAUGGCAUCAUGAAGUAUGGCAAAGACUGGGAGAAAAUAGAGAGAUCCUUACAGACCCGUACAGCUUCUGAUAUCAAGACUUAUGCUGACAAAUAUCUCGAGAGGAUUAAGAGAGAAUACAAUACAAAAUAAUCCUCUAGAGUAUGUCUCUCUUGAUCCGAAUUUACACAAAAACAAUAUAUUCUUGGAGCCAUCAAUAAGCCAGAAGAAGUCCCAAAUGAUCACUAAGAGCACUAAUAAUCGGUCCUUCUCUCAGGCUCAGCCGCAAGAUUUUGAAAUGAGCAAACUAGGACAAGGAGAUACAAAUAAUGUAGAAAGACCUGAAGGUAAACAUGGGAGAUCAGAUCCAACUACGAUGAUUAUUAAGAAGCUAAAUAUCAAUGAAAAUUCUAUAAACAGGACUUCAGAAGAGAGAAAUGAUGAGGAUAUCAGCUUUGUCAAGAACUAUCUCAAGAGUAAAAGUGAAGUCACACCGGAAACGUCCACUAAUACAGGAACUAGCUUUAUCUGCCUUGAUAAAGGCCAGCUUACUAUUAAGCAACACCAGAUCGAAACAACUGUUCAAUGACGAAUUGAGACCAUCCAGCUUGAUAAUGGAAAAACUACAACGAUGAUUAUCCCAAGCAAGCCGGUGAAGCUAAGAAUAGAACCAAUUACCCUUGAUACUGCAAUGGUAUUGGAUGAUAAGAGUAAAGCACUGGUACCAAAGACAGAUACAUCUCCAGAAGAUCCUAAAUAACUGCUCAGAGUGUUCUUCGAGCGGAAAUACUCUCUACCAACAAGUCAUGGGCAUCAUAGAGAAAAGGUACUGACUACGAGACAUUUAUGAUAACUGAGGGAUGAGUGCAGAAUGACCUAUGAGCUCCUUUAAUAGCAAUGAAAGAGGGCAGAACAUUGAGCGGAAUGGCAGCUUCCAGUCAUCCUCCUCAAACCAAGUAGACCAGGUGCAAAAUGAUCAAGACAGUGACAACAACUCUCAACCUGUUGAGCAUAAUGAUAAUAAUAACGAUUGGUUUGGGAAUGUAAUAUUAAAAUCAAAAAGAUCGUAAGCAUAGCAGAGGAAUAUCAACUAUAUAUUCAUCCAAGUAUAUUCCUAAUGGACCCUAAC
Messenger RNA from Moneuplotes crassus, 1562 nucleotides. Lineage: Eukaryota; Ciliophora; Spirotrichea; Euplotida; Euplotidae. The record is from the annotation of a GenBank genome assembly.